This is a messenger RNA of Carassius gibelio (silver crucian carp), 1703 nucleotides long. RefSeq names its product N-acyl-aromatic-L-amino acid amidohydrolase (carboxylate-forming) B-like. NCBI's taxonomy places the organism in Eukaryota, Metazoa, Chordata, Actinopteri, Cypriniformes, Cyprinidae. The record is from RefSeq and is a predicted model, not a curated record. Gene Ontology annotation, molecular function: hydrolase activity, acting on ester bonds; aminoacylase activity. The coding region runs from base 388 to 1332 and encodes 314 amino acids. The transcript is spliced from 7 exons.
AGAACUGAGCUUUAGACAUGCGCAGUGUACUGGUAGGGGACAUGGAAAAACAAAUAUGAAUACCAGCUCAUAUAAUUUAUAAUGAUAAUAAUUACUAUUCUCAUUUUGAUAAAACAUAAUUAAACAGCAUCCGUUUAUCUCCUCCUGAGGAAGUGCGAGGGAACAGUAACAGGAAAUACGGAAACGCUUCCCCGCUUCUGUCAUUAUGUAACGUUAGAGUCGUUAUGUUUAGGUUAAAAUAAUCACACACCCGCUCUCUUUUUAGCGCAUAUACCAGUCAGCAAAACGCUCGCUUCUUGCUUCAGCUCAAAUGAAAGUGAGAGUCAAGUCUGAAAGAUGAUCCAGGGCUGGUGACUGAAGCAGACAGAGAAGAAGAAGAAGGACGUGAUGGCGUUCGUGUUCCUGCCAGCACUGGCUCGUAUGGCCGUGUGUGGCGGCACCCAUGGGAACGAGCUGUCCGGUGUGUAUGUUGUGCAGGAGAUGGAGCGACAGCGGAAAGAGAAGGGAGAGGGUGUGUGGCCGAUUCCUGUAACAACUGUGCUGUCAAACCCAAGGGCUGUGAAAGAGUGCAGAAGAUACAUUGACACGGAUAUGAACCGCUGCUUCACCAGAGACACGCUGAGUUGUCCUAUUACAGACAGCAGCCCGUAUGAAGUCCGGCGUGCUCAGGAACUGAACAAUCUGCUGGGGCUGAAAGGAUCCACCAAUGCAACAGACAUGAUCUGUGACCUUCAUAACACCACGUCUAACAUGGGCGUCACACUCAUCCAUUACACGACCAGUGACUGGGUGACCCUGCACAUCUGCAAAUACCUACAGACUAAGAUAACCAAUGUGCCUGUGAGAGUGCUGGUACUGGAUUUCCCUAUUUGUGACGCAUAUAACUUGGAGUCUGUGUCCAAGCAUGGCUUUACUCUAGAGGUCGGGCCGCAGCCGCAUGGUGUCAUCAGAGCUGACAUCUAUAACAUUAUGAAAGAGGCCGUCGACCUGACAAUAGACUGGAUCCACAAAUUCAACUCAGGAAUGGUGUUUGAAGGCGGGGAUGUAGAAGCCUUUAAGUUUAUCAAAAGUGUUGAUUAUCCCAGAGAUCCAGAGACUCGGAGUCUCACUGCUGCCAUUCAUCCUCAGCUGCAGGACAGAGACUUCUCUCUCCUCAAGCAGGGAGACCCUUUGUUUUUUACAUUUUCUGGAGAAACCGUGAAGUAUGAAGAAGAAGAGACGCUUCAUCCUUUCUUUAUCAAUGAGGCUGCCUAUUAUGAAAAAGGAAUUGCUUUUCACUUGGCUAAGAAGUUGACACUGACAAUUCCAACAGUGCAAGUGCAGAAAGACUGAAGGAUUGGAGAGGAACGGAUAUAAAACUCUGCAUGAUUGCCAAAAAAUCUAACAUCAAUCAGAUGAUAUUAAGAAAUCCGGAUGCCACUUAAAUGAUUUUAACACUUUUGCAAUAACUUAUAACUCAGGUAAAAAUGCAAUGCUAAUUAAGUUGUCAAAAUCAAUGCGUUCAGUCACAUAUUACACUUUUUAAAAAAUGUAAUACAAUAUUUAGUCGAACAUGUCUUAUACAUGUAAUGCUGUAACUUCUGCUGUCUAGGCAUUUACAAAAUUGUGAAUUCCUCAGCCUAUGUCAUGUUAUUAAUUUUUAAUAUUGUUGGGCCUUUGCAGUUUAUGGUUAUAAUAAAUAUUAUUGCUUCUUUUUAAAGACA